AUGAAGUUUUUUCCUUCUUCGUUGACGAAGAAUGCAUUUACUUGGUUUUCAAAUCUUAGACCAAAUUCGAUAUCAAUAUGGGCUCAGUUGGAAACUGCUUUUUAUGCCCAAUUUUAUCGAGAGUUGAAUGUGGCAAUUACUGAUCUAGUAGCGUUGAAACGUGAGGAUGGUGAAACCAUUGAUGAUUAUAUGAUUUGUUUCAAAAAUGCUAGAAGUCGGUGCUAUGUGUCCCUCCCUAAAAGUGAAGUGGUAAAAAUAGCAAUUAUGGGGUUAGGAUUUUAUAUGCGUCGAAAAUUACUCAAUGUGCAUAUUCCUGACUUAGCUCAUUUGGCUGAAAGGGUUCGUCAGGAGAAAGUUGCUUAUGUGGCCAUGGAAUCCUCUCAUGAGGAGUCCAAUUUAGAGGCAGAAGUUGAUUUGUCCGAACUUAAGAAAGGCCCUCCUUAUGUUUGUUCUUUACUUAAGAAAAUCCCUAACAUUGAGAAGUUGAAUGAUUCAAAAAUGAAAAGUGAAAAGAGAUACAGUUUUGAUAUUUUGAAAUCUGAUCAGAUUUUUUAUAUGUUGCUUAAAGAUAAACAGUUAAUUUUACCGGAAGGCAGAACUUUGCUUUCGGUGAAAGAUUUAAAGGGGAAACCUUAUUGUAAGUUUCACCAAGCAACUAGCCAUUUGACUAAUAACAACUGUGUUCGUUUCAGGGAUUUAAUACAAGAAGCUAUCGUGGAAGGACGGUUGAAAUUUGAUGAUGGUAAAAAAGAAAUGAAAGUCGAUGCUGAUCCUUUUGAUACUGAAGCCAGCUUUGUUGAGCCACAUUUUGGUGUGAAUAUAGUUGGAAUGUUUUAUGACUUUGAUGUGGCUUUGGGGGAUUUCGAAUCGAAUGUUCGUUCUAUCUACCUUGAUGUGGGAGAUGGUUUAUUGGAGUACUUGAUGAAGUAG
Arachis duranensis is the source of this 930-nucleotide messenger RNA. RefSeq lists its product as uncharacterized. The coding region runs from base 1 to 930 and encodes 309 amino acids. Lineage: Eukaryota; Viridiplantae; Streptophyta; Magnoliopsida; Fabales; Fabaceae. The transcript has 2 exons. The record is from RefSeq and is a predicted model, not a curated record.